Cajanus cajan (pigeon pea) is the source of this 1721-nucleotide messenger RNA. Its product is annotated as putative magnesium transporter NIPA7. The record is from RefSeq and is a predicted model, not a curated record. Lineage: Eukaryota; Viridiplantae; Streptophyta; Magnoliopsida; Fabales; Fabaceae. Gene Ontology annotation, biological process: magnesium ion transport. Gene Ontology annotation, cellular component: membrane. Gene Ontology annotation, molecular function: magnesium ion transmembrane transporter activity.
AGGACUCUCAAAUCAUUGGCUCCAUCCAACCUGACAGACAGACAAGAGUACUAGGCUAGAGUGCCAUAGUUUAUUUUAUUUUAUUUAAUAGGAAAAAAAAAUAAAAAAAUAAAAAACUGAAUUGCUGAGUUGUGAGUCGGAAAGUGAAUCUAGGAGAAGCGUAGCAUUUUCAUCCGUGGAGAAUUCAUAUCUAGGGUUGGGUUUGAUGUAAUUAAGAUUCAAGAACAAAUCGGAAGUUGCACGCCCAAUGUGAGGAUCGUAGAUGAGCUCCAGUAAUUUGACGGGGUUCGUGUUGGCUGUGGUUUCCAGCGCUUUCAUUGGCUCCAGCUUCAUCAUCAAGAAAAAGGGCCUUCAACUCGCCAGUGCCAAUGGCCCACGUGCCGGUGUUGGUGGCUAUGGUUACUUGCUUCAACCCCUCUGGUGGGUCGGAAUGAUUACCAUGAUUGUCGGAGAGAUAGCUAAUUUUGUAGCAUACAUUUAUGCCCCUGCUGUUCUUGUUACUCCACUCGGUGCUUUGAGUAUCAUUGUUAGCGCUGUCUUGGCACAUUUUCUCUUGAAGGAGAAACUGCAGAAAAUGGGCAUGUUGGGGUGUCUUCUGUGCAUUGUGGGAUCCACUAUAGUUGUGCUCCAUGCGCCCGAAGAGAAGUCUCUUACUUCUGUACAAGAAAUAUGGGAAUUGGCCAUUCAACCUGCAUUCGUCUCGUACACUGCCUCUGCAAUUGCUGUGACAUUGUUCUUGGUUUUGUACUGUGCUCCCCGCUGUGGCCAGACUAAUAUUAUGGUUUAUACUGGAAUAUGCUCAAUAGUUGGGUCCUUGACUGUCAUGAGUGUAAAAGCAAUUGGCAUUGCGAUAAAACUUACACUGGAAGGUGCAAACCAGGCUUUCUACUUUCAUACAUGGAUUUUUACAAUGGUUGCUGUCAGCUGCAUCAUUGUCCAACUAAAUUACCUUAAUAUGGCAUUGGAUAAUUUUAAUACCACAGUUGUUUCUCCAAUCUAUUAUGCAUUGUUCACAUCUUUUACAAUAUUGGCCAGUGCAAUUAUGUUUAAGGACUAUUAUGGUCAAAGUAUAAGCAAUAUUGUGUCAGAGCUAUGUGGUUUCAUCACUAUUUUAUCUGGAACGACUAUAUUGCACAGUACAAGAGAACCAGAGCCUCCAGCCAUUUCAGAUUUAUAUACACCAUUGUCUCCAAAAGUGUCAUGGUAUAUCCAAGGCAACAACGAACCCUGGAAGCAGAAGGAGGAGGAUGUGUCACCCUUUAAUUUAAUUACGGUUAUACGGCAAGACCAUUUCAAGUGACACAGGAGGCUAAACUGCAAGAGGCAGAGAGGAGACAGUGCUUCCUUCUUUUUAUUUAUUUAUUUAUUUAUUUAUUUUUGGGAAUAUAGGAUUUUGUCCACUGGUAGCACGUGAAAUGAAGGCUCAAGUGCUAUCACCUAAAAAUUAAAAUGGUCCUAUGGCCAUGUUAUCAAGUAGUGAGUUAUAGUCUAAUUUGCUUCCUUUUGUUUAAACCCUCAUGUAUUCCUUCAAUGUAUUUCCUAUUGGUUCUUUCCACACCACCCUGUCCUUAUAUUUCUUAUUAUAAUUUUUUUUUUGUAAAAUGUAGAAUGGUUCAUUGUUUUGGUGUUUAGCAGGUUUUGGAAGCUAAUCAAUGUAUAUCGAUCAGUGUAGUUUCAACUUUCAAUUAUUUAAAUAGCCCUUGGAAAUUAUUGGUUGGAUA